AUGCAAUACGUCGAGCAAUGCAUUACAGGCUCAUUGCGCUGCCUUAUAAAUGGGCCUGCUGGCUCAAGACCUGUGCAACGCUUCAAGUCAGGAGGAUCUCCGUCACCUUCCAGUGAUCCUGGAUACUCCGCAAUUUUUUCAGUUGUUCAAGAUAUCGAAGAUGGUCAGAAAUACUCGACGCUGGUUGGUCCAGGAGUGCUGCCCAGGCCUCAUGCACAGUGUUGUCCUGCGCUAUCUGUUGCGUACACUCCACCAUCAACCGUUGGUUCAUCGACUAUUGCACCAAUACCCCCACCGUUACCUGAUUCACCACUGACAAGUGCUACUGGCGCAAUUUUUCGGUUACCUGAAACUUUACCACUCACUGUCACACCCUACUUUGCUGGGGAGGCAGACGCAGAUGUCAGGUGGGUCAAACGUGACCAAGCUUUAUACAAGGAACUUGUCGGUGCAAUCGCCAAUGAUUGCUAUGUAUACCUGUACCAUGAGAUCCUCUACAACAUGCCUGCAGUGCCUGGCAAAUCUGGACCCUAUUACUGCGUCACUCGUGGACGAUACAUUGGUGUUUUCAAUCACUGGGAUGAAGUUGCGGAAAACAUUGAAGGCUUUCUGAUGUGGUUUAUGCCGUUACUUCGCUCACCGUUGGAGAAGUACUUCUUCGCGCUGCAAUAA
Suillus discolor is the source of this 672-nucleotide messenger RNA. RefSeq lists its product as uncharacterized. The transcript is spliced from 5 exons. Lineage: Eukaryota; Fungi; Basidiomycota; Agaricomycetes; Boletales; Suillaceae. The record is from RefSeq and is a predicted model, not a curated record. The coding region runs from base 1 to 672 and encodes 223 amino acids.